AUGUCCGUUGUGCUUUCUAUCUUAACCAGUGCUGCGGUUUCGCCUGUUGAGCGACAACGCGCCUUGGAUCGAAUUUACUCCGAUCCAGGUAUCCCCAGCGAUACCACAACUUCUUCAUUCUGGCUUCAAACCCCACAUCCAGAUUUCGCUCAGCCCUCCUCAAAACCCUUACCCACCGAGGCAGAUGUCGUGAUCAUUGGCUCUGGAGUCACCGGUGCGUCUAUCGCACGAACUUUACUCCAAAACCGCGCCAAGUCAUCGUCUACUUCCUCCCAUCCGGCUGUGGUCAUGCUGGAGGCGCGCGAUAUUUGCAGCGGUGCCACCGGACGUAAUGGCGGCCAUAUUCUUGAGACAGCCGAUGAGUACGCCGAGUUCGCGGAUGCGUUUGGCGAGGAGUCGGCCCGCAAGCUCUUACGCUUCCGGCUGGCCCAUCUGCGUGAGAUGUUGAGUGUUGCAGAAGAGUUGGGGCUGACGGAGGUGACCCAGGCAAGGAAAGUCCAAUUCCUAAGUGCUUACUUUGGUGAAGAGCCGUGGAAAGCUGCGGUAGAGAGACUGCGUCGUUUUAAGGAGGGCAUGCCAGAGGACUCGGCGGAAUGGACUUCGUAUGAGGGUAGCUCGAUUCCAGAGGAGUUCAAGCUAUCUCGGGCAACCGGUGUUGUUGCUGGCCCUGCUGGGGCCCUUUGGCCAUAUAAGUUCGUCACAGGUGUUCUCUCACGUCUUCUCUCUGCGUAUCCGGAGGAUUUGCACGUUGCAGAUCAUACUGCCGUCCAGGCCAUCCACUCCAACAACGGGCCAAGUCAACCUUACAAGAUUGAAACAUCUCGGGGAACCAUCUUUGCCAAGCACGUUAUUCAUUGCACCAACGCGCAUGUCAGCCAUCUAGUUCCCGGGCUCCGAGGCCGCGUCUUUCCCGUCCGUGGUCAAAUGUCAGCCCAGACACCCGGUGAAAAGUUCCCAUUCCAGGCUACGAAACACUCGUGGCUCUUCAACUAUGACCGUGGUUUUGACUAUUUGACCCAGCUACCCAGCGGCCAGAUGAUGUUUGGCGGUGGCUUUGCAAGCGGCGAAGGUGGCGGCGUCGCCGAUCUAGGUAUCUCCAAAGACAAUGAUAUGAGUGUCUACCUUGACAUUCACUUAUCUGGCGCUCUGAGUGCAGUCUUUGGCCACGAGUCUUGGGGUCCGGUGCAGGGCGACCCUAUUCAGGCCAUGUGGACUGGUAACAUGGCUUUUAGCACAGACGGAUUCCCCUGGGUGGGACGGCUACCCAGCUCUGCCACAGGUCGGCCUGAAUCAGCAAGUGGUAAAACAGGCUCGGAAUGGGUAUGUGCUGCCUUUGGUGGCGAGGGUAUGGUUCAAGCCUGGCUUUGCGGAAAAGCGUUGGCCACGAUGAUUCUCAAGCGUGACGAUCAGCUUGCCUCUACUGCAGACCCAGAUUUGAAUUGGUUCCCGGACCAGUUGCUGGUCUCGGAGAAGAGGAUUUCUGAGGCAGAAAUGCCGAGGACUAUGUCUGAUAAUCGGCGUCAAUCUAAUAUGUGAAUAGAUG
Molecule: messenger RNA, 1543 nt
Organism: Penicillium subrubescens
Lineage: Eukaryota; Fungi; Ascomycota; Eurotiomycetes; Eurotiales; Aspergillaceae
Product: NAD(P)/FAD-dependent oxidoreductase
Exons: 2
Coding region: 1-1536 (511 amino acids)
Cellular component (GO): cytoplasm
Molecular function (GO): oxidoreductase activity
Source: RefSeq, a predicted model, not a curated record